AUGAUCACGGGUUCCAUACCACCAAUCCUUUCUAAAUUGUCCAACCUAAUAGAACUAAGACUCGAUUCCAAUCAUCUCAGCGGUGAGAUUCCAGCAGAAAUAUGCACUUUAGCAAACCUAUAUAGACUGAACUUAUCAUCGAACCAAUUAUCUGGGGCCAUACCUACACAGAUAGAAAAGCUAAACAAACUAGGAUACCUUGAUAUAUCUAGGAACAGACUAAGUGGAUUAAUACCCGAGGAACUAGGGGCAUGCAUGAAACUACAGUCCUUGAAGAUCAACAACAACAACUUCAAUGGAAGUUUGCCUGGUGCUAUUGGAAAUAUAGCAGGCCUGCAGAUCAUGUUAGAUGUUAGCAACAACAAACUCAGUGGUGUGUUGCCGCAACAACUUGGGAGGUUGCAGAUACUAGAAUUUCUGAAUUUAUCGCAUAAUCAGUUCAGUGGCAGCAUUCCAUCCUCCUUUGCAAGCAUGGUGAGCCUUUCAACACUCGAUGUGUCCUACAACGACUUGGAAGGACUGGUCCCAACAGCACGGCUACUCCAAAAUGCUUCAGCAAGUUGGUUUCUUCCCAAUAAAGGUCUGUGUGGUAACCUCUCUGGCCUGCGACCUUGUUAUGCAACCACAGUGGCUGCUCACAAAAAGGGGAAGAUACUUGGUUUGCUUUUGCCAAUUGUUCUUGUGAUGGGUUUCAUCAUUGUUGCUGCAAUUGUUGUCACAAUAAUACUUACUCGUAAGAAGAGAAAUCCGCAAGAAACUGUUACCGCUGAAGCAAGGGACCUAUUCUCUGUUUGGAAUUUCAAUGGAAGAUUAGCAUUUGAUGAUAUUGUAAGGGCAACAGAAGACUUUGAUGAUAAGUACAUCAUUGGAACAGGGGGGUACGGCAAAGUCUACAAGGCACAACUCCAAGACGGGCAGCUGGUUGCUGUGAAGAAGCUUCAUCAGACCGAAGAAGAGUUGGAUGAUGAAAGAAGAUUUCGUAGUGAAAUGGAAAUCUUAACACAGAUCCGACAACGAAGCAUUGUCAGAAUGUAUGGAUUCUGCUCCCAUCCAGUGUAUAAAUUUCUCGUCUAUGACUACAUUAAACAGGGAAGCCUCCACAGAAUAUUGGAAAAUCAAGAGCUAGCAAAGGAAUUAGAUUGGAACAAGAGAAUUGCUCUUGCAACUGAUGUGGCUCAAGCAAUAUCUUAUUUGCACCACGAAUGCAGUCCACCUAUAAUCCAUCGAGAUAUCACAAGCAACAAUAUCUUACUUGAUACAUCCUUCAAGGGUUUUGUCUCGGACUUCGGCACAGCAAGGAUUCUUAAACCCGAUUCAUCAAACUCGAGUGCACUAGCAGGAACGUACGGCUACAUAGCUCCUGAACUGUCGUACACAUCUGUUGCGACAGAGAAAUGUGAUGUUUAUAGCUUUGGAGUGGUUGUGUUAGAGCUAGUGAUGGGCAAGCAUCCAAGGGAUUUAUUAGAUGGUAGUCUUUCUAACGGCGAACAAUCAAUGAUGGUGAAAGAUAUUCUGGACCAACGACCAACAACACCAAUAUCAACUGAAGAGAAUAGCUUAGCUCUGCUCAUCAAGCUGGCCUUAUCUUGUUUGGAAUCUUCUCCCCAAGCAAGGCCAACCAUGCGGGAGGCAUACCAAACACUCAUCCAGCCAUCUUCUAGUUCAACUACUGUGCCUUUCAGUGCACUUACAUUACAGCAAGGGAUGCAUGUUUGA
Aegilops tauschii subsp. strangulata is the source of this 1716-nucleotide messenger RNA. RefSeq lists its product as uncharacterized. The record is from RefSeq and is a predicted model, not a curated record. Lineage: Eukaryota; Viridiplantae; Streptophyta; Magnoliopsida; Poales; Poaceae. Gene Ontology annotation, molecular function: ATP binding; protein kinase activity; protein binding. Gene Ontology annotation, biological process: protein phosphorylation.